ACACAUUUACCAAUGGCUCCUUGAAUUAGCAUUUAUCUACUUUAUUCGCAUUCGCAUUGUAUUCCUAUUCAUAUUCGUAUUCGCAUUUGCGAUCUCGGAAUCAAAUUACAGCAAGUUAAAGAAAUUUUGUAAAAUGGCCGAUCAUGAAAGAAUCAGAUUGGUGGUAUUAGGUGGUGCCGGUGUUGGGAAAAGCGCAAUUAUACGUCGUUUACUUGGGCAAGGAUUCAGCGAAAGGUACAGGCCUACCGUCGAAGACCUCUAUUCGAGGGAAUGCGUUCUCGGUACGCUCACUCUCAAAGUCGAUCUUCUGGAUACCGCUGGAGAUUUGCAGUUUCCAGCUAUGAGAAGGUUGAGCAUAGCUACGGCACAUGCGUUUCUUCUUGUUUAUGCCACGACAUCGUUACCAAGCUUCGAAUGCGUAAAGCGAUGUUUCGAAGAAGUCAGAGAACAACGACCAGAUUUUCAGGAAGUACCGAUAGUCGUUGCGGGAAACAAAGUGGAUCUUGCAACGAUGCGAAGAGAAGUACCAAUCGAAGACGUGAGUGAAUGGUUAUUUUGUGAAUUGCCGAAACUUCGUGCCAAAGUAAUGGAAUGUUCAGCUAAGGACGAUUAUAAUGUCAAAGAUAUUUUCCGAUGUUUCGUCACUUUAUCCAAGAUAGUGCCAAAGAAUCAUGUUGGAGAGUCAGACGAAUCGGCCCUUCGACGAAGAUGUUCGGCGUACGGAUCGCGCAGAAGCGAUCGAGUCGGUAGGUCUGGAAGUCCACAUGGCAGAACCGGAAGCGCCGGCUCUGUUGGCAAUUCUCAGCAACUGGUCGCAGCACAAAGUUCAAAUGUCGUCACUGUCAAUGAGGAAGCGAAGAGCAAACCGCGUAGUCGUAGCUUGAUUCGACGCACUUCGCGGAAAACCAAACAACAAAUUAGAGACACUUAUACGGAUGACUGCAAUAUCUCGUAAUUUUCACCCUCUCUCCACUUCUCUCUCUCCACUUCUCUCUCUCUCUCUCUCUCUCUCUCUCUCGCUUGCUCGCGCUCUUUCCCUCCCCCCCCUCUCCCCCUUCUAUCUAUCUACAGUGCCGAACAAGAUUACAAGACAUUUUGCAUAUUUAAAUAUUUCGUAUAUUUAAGAGAAGAAAAUGUACACUUUAUACAUCCUAAAUGUUACAUACUAUCUCCAGAGUACAGACAUAAAAUCUUAAGUCCGUAAUAUGAUAUACAACGUAAAAAUUAGGGAAAGAAAUGUGAAUUUGCAUUAUAAUUUUGGUCAGACAAAAUUAUAAGAUACCUGGCAUAUUUUUCAUUUGACGAUUUUUUUCAGUAUUUUAUCCGACUACGAGCAGACACAAAAAUGAAAUUUCAUCAUCUAAUUAUAAUAUUAGAAUUUGUUAUAAUAUUAUUUAAAAGAAAAAGAAAUUCUCAAAUUUGUACUUCUUUUCUCACUCUUAUGUUAUAAGCACAUAUACCAUAUUAUAUGAACUGGUUUUGUGUACUCGCUUUGGAGAUAAUAUGCAGCAUGUAGGGUGUAUGUAUAUUCCCUUCUUUUAAAUAUAUGAAAUAUAUGUACAAAUGUAUGAAAUGUCUUGUAAUUUUAUCCAAUACUGUAACCAUCUAUUUAUCUAUCUCUAUCUUUCUCCACCCAUUCCCUAUUUUACUCACCUUUUACGUGUAAUUGUUUAACUCUUUGUGUAUAUCUUGUCGCAAGAUUCGCUAAUGAAACGAUAUCAUAGUAUGUACUGCGAAUCGUGUACGUUCGAUCAUUUUCGUUUUCGCAUUAAAUAAAUAGCACGAAUCUGAUACGAUACGUAAAAGCACUCUCAUCUCGUAUGCGAUAGCAUCUCAUAAGAUAGCAACAAAAAAUAUGCUAAUGUCGAUAAAAGAUUUUGCCACUCUUGGUCGUAUACAGUAAUUAUAAAAAAAGGACCAAAUUUUCCAGUUUUAAUAAUUAUAAUGUACUUAAAAACAAUAUUUCACGUUUUCUCUCCUUAAUUUUUUUAUCCUUAGAAAAAAGUAAAAACCAAUGGACCAAUCAAAACUCAUCCCACUCUCCCUCUUCUCUUUCCUCUACUAAAGGAUUUUCAUUUAUUCAUAUUUUUUAUCUAUUUUAAACCAGUCCGUCCGUUUAUACGUUGAUAUUUUCACAUCUUAAAAUGUGUAACAAUUGUCCGUUCGUCAAAAAUUGUCUGAAGCACUUUAUAUCAUUCUGUCUUUAUAUGCGUGUACGCACGCAUGAGUACGUAUACUACUGCGCGUACGCUACAUAUUGAAUACUAUGUGUGUUAAAUUUAAAAAUGUGUAUACACCAUCAAAACAGUCCGAUAUCGGUAUAUGGAAAGCGUGGGACUAUUACGUAUGGUAUAUAAAACAAAACUUUCAAUAUUUAUAUCAAGUCGAUCUUUUUAAGUGAUCCUGCUUCAAUUCUUUCACCAAGGAUGCAAAAGUUGUACUUACUAAAUAUUUCAGCAAUGUCGACGAAUAAUGAACAGAAGAAUAUUUUUUCUAUUAAAUGUCCUGAGGGCUACUUUCAUGAGUUGAAACAUAUAUAAAUUUAACUAUGCAUAUUACGGCAGAAGUGUGGCCGUGAAUCGUGUAUUGCAUAUCGUGUUUUGCAUUAAAAAGAAAAUUAUUGUCGUAACGAUACAAACAACACCAAUUAAAGGACAAAUAAUCAUCACAUAUCGAAACCAAAUGU
This is a messenger RNA of Bombus impatiens (common eastern bumble bee), 2686 nucleotides long. Its product is annotated as GTP-binding protein Di-Ras2. The record is from RefSeq and is a predicted model, not a curated record. The transcript is spliced from 4 exons. The coding region runs from base 134 to 955 and encodes 273 amino acids. Lineage: Eukaryota; Metazoa; Arthropoda; Insecta; Hymenoptera; Apidae. Gene Ontology annotation, molecular function: GTP binding; GTPase activity.